Xenopus tropicalis (tropical clawed frog) is the source of this 951-nucleotide messenger RNA. It is a transcript of the gene or15a2, whose product is annotated as olfactory receptor family 15 subfamily A member 2. The record is from RefSeq and is a predicted model, not a curated record. The transcript has a single exon. Lineage: Eukaryota; Metazoa; Chordata; Amphibia; Anura; Pipidae. Gene Ontology annotation, molecular function: G protein-coupled receptor activity; olfactory receptor activity. Gene Ontology annotation, cellular component: membrane; plasma membrane. Gene Ontology annotation, biological process: signal transduction; G protein-coupled receptor signaling pathway; detection of chemical stimulus involved in sensory perception of smell. Bases 1 to 951 code for a protein of 316 amino acids.
AUGACUACAGAGACAGCAGGAAACCAGUCUGAGAUAACCACGUUUACAAUGCAAUGUUUUUCAGAGAAAACCGAGCUCCAAAUCCCUCUUUUCAUAGUCUUCCUGCUCAUCUUCCUCAUCAUUAUCAUUGGUAACAUUGUUAUUUUUGCAACGAUUAUUUCCAGUUCCCACCUGCACACCCCAAUGUAUAUUUUCUUGUGUGUCCUUUCAUUUCUGGACAUCUGCUAUGCCUCGACAACCCUACCCAAGCUUCUGGUCAUGCUCGCCACCCAACGGAAGAUCAUCUCAUUUGUAGGGUGCAUGACGCAGCUGUAUUUCUUUCUGUCAUUUAUUUGCACGGAAUUCCUUCUUCUUGCCACCAUGGCCUAUGACCGCUAUGCUGCAAUUUGUCACCCACUUCAUUAUACUUUACUUAUGAGUCUGAAGAAUUGUGUGAAACUUCUAGCAGCUUCCUUCGCCAUUGGGUUUUUGGACCCUUUUGUAUUUGCUUUAUUAAUAGCAAACUUGUCUUUUUGUGCAUCCCGUCUCAUCGACCAUUUUUUCUGUGAUGUUAGCCCAGUGCUGAAGCUCACCUGCAGCGACACCUCCAUCUUGGAGAUUUUGAUCUACAUCAACGGAGCCCUUGUUGGCUCUAGUGCAUUUAUCCUCACCUCAACUUCUUACAUCUUUAUCAUCUGCACAAUAAUGAGGAUCCGAUCAUCCCACGGACAACAAAAAGCCUUUUCUACCUGCGCGUCCCACCUGAUGUGCGUUCUCAUUUUUUAUGUUACAAUCAUCUGUUUGGAUACAAGACCCAUAAAAGCUUUCAAUCCAAAGCGGGACAAAUUCUUUUCUCUCUUGUAUAUGACAUUGAUCCCUUUGCUAAAUCCUAUUAUUUAUACCUUGAAGAAUAAUGAUUUCAAAGAAUCUUUAAAGAAACUGAUAACCAAAAGAUGUGCAUACUCAAAGUAA